AUGGCUAAAUUAACAGAAUCUCAACUAAACAAACAUAACAGCCAGUAUGAAGCCGAACAUCAGAAAACAGAUCUACAAAAGCAUACCAAACAAACUUUAGGUCCAGAAGGCAUCGUAGACGUGAUCAAUGAACGUUUAAACAAUGAAGAAAUCGGCGUUACGUAUAAUGAGAAAAACAGUACUUGCAGGCUGGCCAUCCUUACUAGUCAAAUAAUCAAAAGUGAUGAACCACUCUCCGUUUUAACAAUUCAUUUCCACAGUCAGACGAAUACAACAGAUUUUCCAGUGAACGAUACAUACAGUGAAGGUACCCAAGUUGGGGAUGAAGAAAAUGAAGACCAAGAUGAAGAUCAAGAUGAGGAUCAAGAUAAAAAGAAUGAUGAUGAAAAGGAAGUUGAAUUCAACAUUACCUACCGAAUGAAGAAAAGAAAACUAAUGUUAAGAAGAAUAAUGGAUGUUAAAAAGAUUGCUAAAAAAACCAAAAAAAGAAAGGACGAUCAUGCUGGAAAAAAUAGUUAA
Molecule: messenger RNA, 519 nt
Organism: Gilbertella persicaria
Lineage: Eukaryota; Fungi; Mucoromycota; Mucoromycetes; Mucorales; Choanephoraceae
Exons: 4
Coding region: 1-519 (172 amino acids)
Source: RefSeq, a predicted model, not a curated record